This is a messenger RNA of Fragaria vesca subsp. vesca, 910 nucleotides long. RefSeq lists its product as uncharacterized. The record is from RefSeq and is a predicted model, not a curated record. The coding region runs from base 2 to 910 and encodes 302 amino acids. The transcript has 7 exons. Lineage: Eukaryota; Viridiplantae; Streptophyta; Magnoliopsida; Rosales; Rosaceae. Gene Ontology annotation, biological process: chiasma assembly.
GAUGAGAUGCAAUGCGUGUUGGCGUGAAUUGGAAGGCCGGGCCAUCUCGACAACCUGUUGCCACCUUCUCUGCACAGAGGAUGCUAACAAGAUCCUUAGCAAUGAUGGAGCAUGUCCCAUUUGCGAUCAAGUGCUUUCUAAGAGUCAUAUGAAAGUUGUGGAUGUCAAUCCAAAUGACGAAUGGAUAAACAUGGCCAUGACUGGAGUUUCUCCAGAUAUAUUGAUGAAGAGUGCACACAGAAGUGUCAUGUUCUAUAUUGGGCAAAAGGAAUUGGUAAUGCAGCGCAAGUUGAGCAUGGUAGCAGGUCAAUACCGGCAGAAAUGUGAAGCAAUGCAAGAAAAGUUCAUGGAGCAAUUCCAAAAGAUGCAGUCUCAGUGCCAGAAAUGGGCCAAGAAGUGUGAAAUGUUGGAGCAAGAAAAUGAGAACUUGGCCAAGGAUAAGCAGGAGCUCCAGGAGAAAUAUUCUGAGAAAUCCAGACAGAAGAGAAAGUUAGAUGAAAUGUAUGAUCAAUUGAGGAGUGAGUACGAAUCAGUUAAACGAACUGCCAUCCAACCUGCAACCAAUUUCUAUUCGAGAAAUGAACCUGAUCUUUUCUCAAACCAGGCUAACAUUAUGGAUCGCAGAGAGGCUGUUAGAAAAGAUUGGCGCGUUCUUACUCCUGAAACUCCAGGGCCAAAAGAGGAUAUAUGGCCAGCAAGACAGAAUAGUUCAAACUCUGGUGGUCCUUUUGACAUCUCUGUCUCACCGGCAAAACAGCCUGCUAUGCCAGUUGAUGCUGUGAACAGAAGGCCUGCUGCUCACCCCAUGUUUGGAUCUGGAGCUGGCAACCCCUCAUCGACUCUGAGGAACAUUUUAUUCUCCCCAAUAAAGAGGCCUCAGCUCUCCCGUCGUCCUCAAAUGUUCACGUAA